Propithecus coquereli (Coquerel's sifaka) is the source of this 1459-nucleotide messenger RNA. It is a transcript of the gene MRPS2, whose product is annotated as mitochondrial ribosomal protein S2. Bases 58 to 1023 code for a protein of 321 amino acids. Gene Ontology annotation, cellular component: mitochondrial small ribosomal subunit; ribosome. Gene Ontology annotation, molecular function: structural constituent of ribosome. The transcript is spliced from 4 exons. NCBI's taxonomy places the organism in Eukaryota, Metazoa, Chordata, Mammalia, Primates, Indriidae. The record is from RefSeq and is a predicted model, not a curated record. Gene Ontology annotation, biological process: translation.
GCCGCUCGGUCGGGCCUAGGGAGGGAGGUGGCCCCGCGUUCGCGCUGUGUUCUCGCCAUGGCGCCCGCCAGGGCCGCGCUGCCCCGGCUGCUGGGUGUGGGUGCCUGUCCCCGCUCACGCUGGCUAGGUUUCCUUAAGGCGACCCCCGGGCCGGCUCGGCCGAGCUGCAGGACUCUUGGAAGCGCUCCAACCCCUGCGGUCAGCGAGCCCGAGGACAGCAGCGAGUUCAGUGACAAGAUUCUGAACGAGCCCCUCAAGCACUCAGACUUCUUCCGUGUCAAGGAACUGUUUUCUGUCAGAAGUCUCUUCGAUGCCCGAGUGCACCUGGGGCACAAAGCCGGCUGCCGGCACAGGUUUAUGGAGCCAUACAUUUUCGGGAGCCGCCUGGACCAGGACAUCAUUGACCUGGAGCAGACAGCCGUGCACCUCCAGCUGGCCUUGAAUUUCACCGCCCACGUGGCCUACCGCAAGGGCAUCAUCUUGUUUGUGAGCCGCAACCGGCAGUUCUCACACCUGAUCGAGAACGUGGCCCGUGACUGUGGCGAGUACGCUCACACGCGCUACUUCAAGGGCGGCCUGCUGACCAACGCGCCCCUCCUCUUCGGCCCCACGGUCCGCCUGCCGGACCUCAUCAUCUUCCUGCACACGCUCAACAACGUCUUCGAGCCCCACGUGGCCGUGAGGGACGCAGCCAAGAUGAACAUCCCCACCGUGGGCAUCGUGGACACCAACUGCAACCCCUGCCUCAUCACCUACCCCGUCCCUGGCAACGACGACUCGCCCCCAGCCGUCCACCUCUACUGCAGGCUCUUCCGGACGGUCAUCAGCCGGGCCAAGGAGAAGCGGAGGCAGGUCGAGGUCCUGCAUCGGCUGCAGGGACAGCAGGGGGCCGGGGCCCGGGGGCCAGACCAACCCAAAGGCCCCCAGGGUGGGCCUGAGCCGCUCCCCUCCCAGACCGAAGCAUGGCCAAGCCCAUCUGCACCGGGCGGCCCCUCCCCAGCCCUGGGUCCCCAGCAUUCCUAGUCCUGGGCAUCUGGGUCCUUGUGGGUGACGGUAUUCGGCUGGUUCCCACUGCAGCCAUCCAGGUUCCACUCCAGGCCCAGGGCUGAGUUGGCCAUCGGCAUUUUUUCUGUGAGGAACAGACCACAGAGGCCAAGUGGCGUGUCCAAAACAGCUACUUCCUUGCAGUCAGGCCUCGGGCCCGACACCCCACCGCCGGCGUGGUCCCCCCGUGGGAAGACACAGCUCUCCCUGUAAUCUGAGCAGUCUGAGCUUCCGCCCUGACGUCAGACCGUUGUUAGGGAGGUUGCCUGCCAGCUCAGUGUUUCCGAGUCCAGAUACCUGGGGUUGGGCUGCUUUAUGACGUGAUGUUGCAGGCAAACCUUUCAGAAGCUCCCAGCUGGGUUGGGACAGGCCUGGCCAAACAGAUGGUGUGAUUCCAGCAGAAAUAAAACCUAGA